Messenger RNA from Sorex fumeus (smoky shrew), 1084 nucleotides. RefSeq names its product DNA fragmentation factor subunit beta (gene DFFB). Gene Ontology annotation, molecular function: DNA endonuclease activity. The record is from RefSeq and is a predicted model, not a curated record. NCBI's taxonomy places the organism in Eukaryota, Metazoa, Chordata, Mammalia, Eulipotyphla, Soricidae. Gene Ontology annotation, cellular component: cytoplasm; nucleus. The transcript is spliced from 7 exons. Bases 1 to 1032 code for a protein of 343 amino acids. Gene Ontology annotation, biological process: apoptotic process; apoptotic DNA fragmentation.
AUGCGCGCCGUGCUCAAGAAACCCAAAGCGUUCAAGCUGCGUGUCCUGCACGGGCCGCAGAAAUUCGGGGUGGCGGGCAGGAGCCCCGAAGAGGUGCUGCAGAAGGGGUGCCGCCUCCUGCAGGUCCCCCAGCUCGGGGCCCGCCUGUGUCUCUAUGAGGACGGGGCAGAGCUGACCCAGGAGAACUUCGGCCGAGUCGCAGACCACACGGAGCUCCUGCUGCUCACGGCGGGCCAGACCUGGCAGGGCUACGUCAGUGACAUCAGCCGCCUCCUGAGCGUGUUCCACAGGCCACCGGCCGGCCUGGUACAGGCGGCCCGGCAGCUUCUGGCAGGGGAACGGGCGCCACUGCGGCAGAGGCUCCUGGCCGACCUUCUGAGCACUGCCAGCGAGAACAUCGCCGCCGAGACGCGGGCCCAGGACCCGCCCUGGUUUGAAGGCCUGGAGCCCCGAUUCCGGAGCAAGGCGGCCUACCUGAGGCACAGCUGUGAGAGCCGCAUCCGCAGCUACCUGAGGGAGGUGAGCGGCUUCGUACCGGCUGUGGGCGCAGGCGCACGAGGGGAGUUCUCGCGCCUGGUGGAUGCUAUGAGCCAGAAGCUCCGUGCUGAGCGCUACCACGGCAGCUACUUCGACCGGGGCGCCCCAGCGGGUGACCGCCUCUGCACCCCCGAGGGCUGGUUCUCCUGCCAGGGCCCGUUCGACAUGGCCGACUGUGCGUCCAGACACUCCAUCAACCCCUACAGCAACCGUGAGAGCCGCGUGCUCUUCAGCACCUGGAACCUGGACCACGUCAUCGAGAAGAAGCGCACGGUGGUGCCCGCUUUGGCCGAGGCGGUGGCGGCCCGGGACGGCAGGGAGGUCGACUGGGAGUAUUUUUACAGCUUGCUGUUCACCUCAGAGAACCUGAAGCUGGUGCACAUCGCCUGCCACAAGAAGACCACCCACCAGCUCCGCUGCGACCCUCGCAGGGUCUACAAGCCCCAGAGCAGGCAGCUGCAGCGGAAGAAGCCGCAGGCUCGUAGGCGCAGGUGACCACACCCCGGCGGCCCCGCCCACCAGAGACCACAUUUGCCACAAAGCCACG